This is a messenger RNA of Neodiprion virginianus, 2293 nucleotides long. RefSeq lists its product as uncharacterized. The record is from RefSeq and is a predicted model, not a curated record. Lineage: Eukaryota; Metazoa; Arthropoda; Insecta; Hymenoptera; Diprionidae. Gene Ontology annotation, cellular component: extracellular region. The coding region runs from base 233 to 2287 and encodes 684 amino acids. Gene Ontology annotation, molecular function: chitin binding. The transcript is spliced from 3 exons.
GUGUACAAGUCGAACCAGCGGCAUACAGAAGCGACGACACAUUGAUUCCCCCACGUUACCGUCGCCUGCGAGAAGGCAAAAGCCAAAGACAACUUUUGCUCCAGGUAGUAGUGGUGAGACGGCGUCUCCCUUCGUAUCGCCUUUCCUCGUCGAGACCUUCUUUGAACAGUUUACCCGAGCCGAAAGUUGUAGUUCACUUUGCUUCGCGGUCCGAGUAAUUGUGCGAUAAUCGAUGAUCCAGGGAGUGCGUUUUUCACAUCUAACAAUCAGGAUGCCAAGUUCGUCGAACCGCAGGAUCGUAAUAACCGCUCUUCUCGUCGCCGCGGUGGCGUUGCCAAUGAAGAAUGUGACGGCUAACUCCACAACGGGGUUGAACCUGGCGGAAACAAUGUUUUCGGUUGGCGAUGAAGAUGAAUCGUCGCCGGUAGAUGAGGAUGCAGAAUUCAAAGAUCGGUACCGAAGACUGAUACCGUACAUGACAUUUUACGUCUCGAACAACAACGUGAACCAGCAAUCGCAAUCGCAGUCGUCGACUCCCUACAAGGGAAUGAUGAGAAUUUCACCAAAUGUGCAAAGAAGACCGGUACCUCCAGCUUCUCACCUGCGAUACAACAAUUAUGGAACAAGAAACAACCACCCGAAGGGGGUUGGAAACGGCGUAAAACAGACCCAACAGUACUACGUGAGUCCGCCGACAGUUCCUCAUGAAAAAUUCAUACCGUCUGUCCAAUAUGACCCGAAAGACACCCAUAACGAGGAGUACUUUACGCCUGUGCGAUACACCCAGAGUCCCAAUAUUGAAGACUACCAAUCGUCCCACUACCAGAGGCCCAGUUACCUGACACCGAGACCGACGACAUCCUCGUCGACUCUACGCGUCAACGAACAUCAGCACCAACAGCGACCGCUUCAGUUGUACUUCACAACGCACAGACCAACCACGAUGAAAUUCACACCUGCUGGAUCGUACGCCGAGAUCUUGGUCAGGAAGGAGUCGCUGCCUAAACGACCCACUCAGAGACCGCCUUACGUCAAGUAUGACCAAGGAGAAACGAUAAAUUAUCCUGGGGCUGAAUUCGAACCUCAGCGAUACGUCAGACCGCAGCCCUUCAGACUCCCGGAACAAGCUUCGGCAUCUUUGCAGUCUUCUCACUUUACUUCUUCUGCUCAUCAGCUUGGCCAGAGACAGCGAAAUCCGUCGACACAGGCGACCCUGAACCACAUAGUAAAAAGUCUUCAACUAACUAAUCAGCUCCCAGAGAUGUUGAACGCGGAUAAUAUUGACGAGAGUAUUAAAACCCUUGUGGAAAUACUUAGUCUGUUGAACAAUGGAAGGAAGUACGAGCUGCCGCACUCUCAGCAAAAUUCAGGGUCUGUUUUGCCGGUUGUCGACUCCUCUCCGAAGUACGUUCAGGAGUAUCAAGACGCUUACGAAGUUGCUCAGGCCAGGCCCGAGCCCUCUACAAAGAGGCCGUUCAAACCGACUCGAAUCAGACCAAUCGUAGUUCAAGAUAACACGAGGCCAUCUAACGGACCCUAUCACGUCAAUGUGAUCGACAUUAUAGGGAGAAAAUACUUACCGACAAUUUUGCCGGAGAAUCAGAAAGAGGCUACCGGACUCUCGGAGCGACCGCGAAUCGUUGAAACCACAACGUCGCAAGGGUAUAAAAUAAAUGAAGAAACUCCUGGAGAUCCUCCGGUGGACGACAAUGUCGCAGUGACGAUCUUUCCUCUGACAACCGAAGAACCUGCGGCACAAAAUUAUCCACCACCCGACGGAGCCUCGUCUCAUGUUCAAAAUUUUCCACCGACGCCACUGAAAUACGGAGCAACCAGAGGUAAACCUAAUGUCGAUUACCCUGCAUACGCUACGAUACCAAAAACAGGAUUCAGCUGCUCGACCCAACGGUAUAAAGGCUUCUUCGGAGACCCCGACACGGGGUGUCAAGUCUGGCAUUACUGCGACUUGAACGGUGGAAUGUCCUCUUUCUUGUGUCCAAACGGUACGAUCUUUAGUCAGGUAGCUCUGACUUGCGACUGGUGGUUCAACGUCAAAUGUGAAUCAACGGCACAGCUUUACGUGCUCAACGAACGAUUGUACAAGUACAUACUUCCAGUGAUGCCCAAGUUUCCAGAAGAUUUUAGUGGGCCGGAAGUGGAUCGAUACUUGGAAUUGAAAUUUAAAGAAAUAGAGGCAAAAAUGAAGGAGAAGAAGCUUAGAAAACAACAGAUGGACAAAAAUAAGACAAAGAACAGCACGCAGAUUGAAGACAAUAUUAAGCAAUAGAUUGAC